AUGUUGUUUCUAGCAAGCCCAUUUGCCGCACUGGCGUUACUGCUAGCAUGCAUUGGCGCCAGCGCAGAAUUGACACCCUACACUGGACCGGCACCGAUCCUCCCAGCAAAGCGUUCAACAUUCAGUUUCGGCUCCCUGACUACUGGAGGAUCAGCUGCCAAAUCAUCCGCAAUCUUCCUGGUAGAUAACAUGCCAGAUCUUCGGACAGCACUAACUCUCCCUUACCCGAGGAUUGUUUACGUCAAGGGUAACAUUACUGGCAAUCAAAUCACUUCAAAUGCAGGCAGUGGAAGCACAUAUGCCAAUUGCCAAUGGUACACCGAUAACAGUGGUGCGAAGCAAUUCAAUCUAACGAGAUAUGUGAUGAGUUUGAACACGAGCUAUAUGGAUAGUGUCAAGGCAAUUGCAGACAAGAAUGGGAAGAUCGAGGGGAUGAGUGCUGUUGAUUACCUCGCGCUGUUGAAGAAAAUGAACGGGUGGAGACCACAGGCGCAGAAUUCCCAGAAAUCCUGGGUAUCAAUAAACGUCAAGUCCGAUCUAACGCUGAUUGGCUUCGACGAAAACGCAACGUUAAAUGGAGUCAGUUUGAUCUUCAACACUGUUAACAAUGUGAUAAUCCGCAACCUGAAGUUGAUUCCGCCCAGAGAUUGUUUUCCUGCUCCCGAGGACCUAAACGUAGGCACAUCCUGGAAUGCUCGCUACGAUGCACUCUCGCUCGUCACAGCCACAAACUUCUGGAUCGAUGGCAACACCCUGCAAGAUGGCCCUACCCGAGUGGCUCCUGAUCCCUUAAUCUGGGGCUACAAAGUCGACCGCUACGACGGUCUCAUGGACUGCGAAGACGGCUCCGACAACAUCACCUUCUCGCACAACAUCGUCUCCAACCACCACAAAAGCCUCCUCCUCGGCGGCGGACUAAAGGAGCGCGAACGAGAUCUCGGCAAGAUGCGAUUUAUGUUCUUUGGAAACUGGUUCUCGAACUCAGAUUCGCGAAAUCCUCUUAUGAGAUUCGGGACUUUUUAUGUUCUGAAUAAUUUAUUUACGUAUGAGGAGCCGUCCGCCCAAGAGUACCAAACGCGCUUACAGUAUAAUAUGGGUGUUUAUACGGAGUCUUCCGUUCUGGUGGGGGGCAAUGUUUUCAGGAACAAGGCGGAGGGUAGUACGACGAGGAUCUUUUCGUUUUCGACGUUGUUGAAUAAGACGUUGCCUGCUAGGUUGUGUAUUCCUUCCUCGGAGAAACAUACGCCCAAGGGAGUCGUGGGUAUUGGCAGCGCGUUUAAUGGGAAGCCGAUUGAUCUUAAGGAAGAUGCAUUGUCGACUUUCAGACGAGCCGUGUCAGGGAGCCCCAACAGUGUGGUCGAUGGGACGUUACUGGUUGGCUGUGAAGGAUUCUCUGCGCAAGCCGUUCCCGUGGCUUUCAAGAUGACGGAUGAGGUUGAGGCAUAUGUAAGGAAGGAGGCUGGUCAAAGAGCGUCUUGGUAGUUCUGCGACUGAGUGUAC
Messenger RNA from Cadophora gregata, 1500 nucleotides. RefSeq lists its product as uncharacterized. NCBI's taxonomy places the organism in Eukaryota, Fungi, Ascomycota, Leotiomycetes, Helotiales, Ploettnerulaceae. The transcript is spliced from 4 exons. Gene Ontology annotation, molecular function: pectate lyase activity. Bases 1 to 1482 code for a protein of 493 amino acids. The record is from RefSeq and is a predicted model, not a curated record.